Messenger RNA from Peronospora matthiolae, 2646 nucleotides. Lineage: Eukaryota; Oomycota; Peronosporomycetes; Peronosporales; Peronosporaceae. The record is from the annotation of a GenBank genome assembly.
AUGCCCCGCGCACGCCCCGCCCCCGAAGCGGCGGCCGCCCUCAGCAGCGCCAGCCUCAGCGACGACGAGCCCGACGCGUUCGCUCUCCAUAACGCCGCCGAACAGGGCCACAUGGACCUUCUGCACACGCUCCUGCCACUUGCAUCGUCCGCCUCUUCUCGCUCGCGUCUCGACGUCGUCGCCAGCGAAGCGAGUCUGCUCGAAAAGGACGAAAUGGGCUUUUUACCGCUCCACGUGGCCGUAAUCCACCAGCAAGUGGACUGUGUGCUGCACUUUCUACGCUACUCGAAGCCGCUCACGAGCGCGAUGCUCCGUCUCUCAAGCGGCGACUUGCGCACGCCGUUUCUGCACUUGGUUUUGCGCGUUGGAGCCCUCAACGCUUCGUUCAGUCGCGCUAUUGUGACGGAACUCUGCGGGUUCCACGAGGAAGAGCAAGAAAAAGAGAUGAAGACGAUGGACUCGGUGGGGUUCUGCUAUGGAGAGGACGUGCGUGCUGUGCUGUUUGCCAAGAUGACGGCGCGCGACGACGAAGGCUGUUCCGUUUUCCACCUCUGUGCCCGGUACGACCUCGUCGUGUGUCUGGACGUUUUGAUUGCGUUCUAUCGACGCCAAGUGGCACUAGUGCCGGUGAUAGAGAAGAGAGGAGUCGGGACAAGUGGUGAGGCAGAGGAUGACAAAAAAGACGAGAGCGAGACGAGCAAGCAGCAGGUGGUGCCGUUGAUUGAAACGUGGCUGGAAAAAGGCAAUAAACUCGGCUUUCGACCGCUGCAUGAAGCGAUGAAGUACUGUGCGACGGCCACCGCGGGGAGGUUGGUCGAUGAAUACAACGUGGACGUGAAUGCUGUCACGUCGCUGCGACAGACACCGGCGCAUGUUGCAGCGCGCGUUAAUUUUGCGGAUGGUGUCGAGAUUUUGAGCAACGCUUGUCGUCGAGAGGCUGUGGAUUUUACACUCAAGGAUAUGCAUGGACACACAGCAGCUCAAGUGGCUCGCAGGUGUGCGUUUGACGCACUAGAGAUGCGUCUGUUAGCGGCAGAAGCGGGAAAAAGCAUUGAGAAGUUUGCAGAUGAUAUUAGAGAUGAUGCAGCGAAAGCUACGACGCGAUUUUAUUUUCAUCCCGAGGUGUGGCGGCAUUUGCCCAUGGCAUAUCAUCGUCGUGGAGAACCCGACUUACCACCCGAAAAUCCCGAGCGAAUCGAUACGCUAGUCGAUCCAGUGUUUGGUAUCCUUCGAUCGCGCGAAUUUCGACGCCCAAACGUCAAGUGGGACCAUGAGAUCGAACGCGCAGAUAUUGCCGACAUUUUGCGGGUGCAUGAAUAUCACUACGUCGACCGUGUACGUCAGAAAUGUGCUUCCCUCGCUGCACCGGUUGUUGCCAAGGAUGGUGUUGUCACAGAUAUUGAUGGCACAAGCCGGCAUGAGUUUCUGUGCCAGUCCGAGCCAGUUUCUGCUGCUGGCAGUUGUGAUGACGACACGGAGGAGAGCUAUGCGACAGUUUCCUUAGAUAUGGAUACAGCUUUGACGGCUCGUUCGUUUGACGCAGCUGCCCGUGCUGCUGGAGCAGUGUGCAAGGCGGUGGACGAGGUCGUGGCAGGCAAAUGCAGGAACGCGUUCUGUAUCGUACGGCCUCCUGGACACCACGCUGGACCGGUGGGCAAGGUUGUAUGCGAAAACGAUCCAGAAGGAAGUCUUGGUUUCUGUCUUUUCAACAACGUGGCUGUUGGCGCAGCGUAUGCACGUGCGCAUCUGAAACAUCGCGGAAUCAACAAAGUGGCUAUUUUGGACUUUGAUGUGCACCACGGUAAUGGAACUGAAGAGAUCGUGCGGCAGCUGGUACCGUCCACCAAAGAGCUAACGUUCGAGACGCCGUACGGUGUUGGCAAGCAGAUUGUACACCAGUACAAGCCGUGGCGCAGUGAAGAUGACGCAGAGAAUGUCUUCUUUUGUUCAGUGCAUGGGUACGGCCGCAAGGACCCUGAGAACAAGGACGAGUUGGCGAAAGGAGAGACCCAGGGCUGGUUUUACCCUGGAUCGGGCGUCUCGAACGUGAAAGAGGCUCCCAUCAUUUGGGACGAAGGAUUGCCGUUUUGUCAUGAAGGUGCGUCCGCUUCUCGCCUCCUAUGGCGCAGCGCAUUCCGUGACCGCAUCUUGCCAAAGCUACUGGAUUUCGAUCCGGACCUUAUUUUCCUAUCGGCCGGUUUUGACGCGCACAGGAAGGAGCUCAUGAAUUGGGGAUACGUAUCGCUGCUGGAGCAAGACUACGAGUGGCUCGUGGGUCACGUCAAGCAGGUGGCCAACACGUGCUGUGAGGGUAGACUGAUCUCUGUGCUGGAGGGAGGUUACAACUUUCACGGCCGAAUGGUCUCACCCUUCGCGCGCAGUGUCGCGGCCCAUGCUCGGGCGCUCAUCAACCCUGCGCAAGAGCGGUGGGACGAGGAAGAGAUUGCCAGAGAAGCCGCCCACGAGCAGGCCCUCCUGGCAAACUACCUGACUCCAGCAGCUUCAGGUUCGACUGUGAUGGUGCCGCGAACAAAGAAGCGCAGCGAAGACGCGGCUGCGGAGCCUCUGUCGUGUUCUCGGAGUAAGCGCGUGAGAAAAGAGGUGGACUAUGUAGCACUGGCGAAGAAAUUGUCCGAGCAGGACUAG